Molecule: messenger RNA, 564 nt
Organism: Thrips palmi
Lineage: Eukaryota; Metazoa; Arthropoda; Insecta; Thysanoptera; Thripidae
Product: defensin-like
Exons: 3
Coding region: 111-428 (105 amino acids)
Biological process (GO): defense response to bacterium; humoral immune response
Source: RefSeq, a predicted model, not a curated record
GUGCUUCCGAGAACAACGAGAAGGGGAGGGGCGAUCAGCCGAGACCCUAUAAGUUGGCAUGGUCCGAUCGGGCGGCAUUCAGCGUCGCAGCAGCACUCACCGUCAGCACCAUGAAGAGCUUCGCCGUCCUCGCCGUGUUCGCCGUGGCCGUCGUGGUGGCCAGCCUGACGCCCUCCGUCCAGGCCAGCCCCGUCGCGCCGAUGCAGGACAACGCCGAUCCAGUGGCGGACGACGAGGCCCAGCUGGUGCCCGAGCCCUACGCGGAAGGCCGUGCCGACCGCCACGCCCGCGCCACCUGCGACCUGCUGAGCUUCUCGUCCAAGUGGGUGACGCCGAACCACUCCGCCUGCGCGGCACACUGCAUCGCCAUGUUCAAGGGCUUCAAGGGCGGCCGCUGCCAGAACGCCGUCUGCGUCUGCCGGAAGUGACGAGAUCUGCACUUGUCCUACUCAUCAUUCCUAAUUUAACUUGUAUCAUUUGACUUGAUUCUUUUAAGUUGUCUACUUCGUAUUGUCUAAUUUAUCGUCUAUGUACUGCCUCUUCCAUUAAAACCAACGUCCACGA